Haliotis rubra (blacklip abalone) is the source of this 466-nucleotide messenger RNA. RefSeq lists its product as uncharacterized. The transcript has 3 exons. NCBI's taxonomy places the organism in Eukaryota, Metazoa, Mollusca, Gastropoda, Lepetellida, Haliotidae. The record is from RefSeq and is a predicted model, not a curated record. Bases 56 to 466 code for a protein of 136 amino acids.
UCUUGAAACACACAGAUGUAAUCAUGAUACAGAUAUUUCUGAUUCACCAAAUCAGAUGGAUAUGGAACAUCCAGAGCCUACAACCAUGCAGCAGGAAUCUGAUAUUCUUGUCCAACAAAGUGACACCAUGGGUCCUCUGCCACUGGAUAUGCUGGCUCUAUCUGCAGAGAACAAGCAACUGAAAGAAGAUAUGGCCAAACUGAUCCUAGAAAAGGAGGAGCUCAUGCGUGCCCAGCAGAUCAACACCAAAAUUAGUGCUAAAAAUGUUAAGCAUGAUGUGUAUUCAUUUUGUAAAAAUAUAGAGAAAAAAGAUUACAAGUAUUACACAGGAUUUCCCUACGAACAGUUUCAGAAAAUAUUUAAAUUUGUUGUCCCUGGCAAUGCUGAUGAUGAACCUUUUCAAUUUACCAGAACAGUUAGCAGUUUGAAGUGUAUGGGUCUUGAAAACAGCUUUUGCUUGUUCUGA